This is a messenger RNA of Bolinopsis microptera, 5136 nucleotides long. RefSeq lists its product as uncharacterized. Gene Ontology annotation, biological process: antibacterial humoral response; complement activation, classical pathway. Gene Ontology annotation, cellular component: immunoglobulin complex, circulating; blood microparticle; extracellular exosome. Gene Ontology annotation, molecular function: immunoglobulin receptor binding; antigen binding. The record is from RefSeq and is a predicted model, not a curated record. NCBI's taxonomy places the organism in Eukaryota, Metazoa, Ctenophora, Tentaculata, Lobata, Bolinopsidae. Bases 1 to 5136 code for a protein of 1711 amino acids. The transcript has 17 exons.
AUGGUCUUCAACCCUCCUCAACCUCCAGCUCCUCAACCUCCAGCUCCUCAACCUCCAGCUCCUCAACCUCCAGCUCCUCAACCUGCUCCUGCACAGCAACCUGUUACUGAUCAACAACCUGCUCCCAAUUCUCCUCAACCUCCUGCUCAGCAAGCUGCUCCUGGACACCAACCUGCUACUGAUCAGCAACCUGCUCCCAAUGCUGCUGCUCUGCCUACUGGUCGCAGAACGAGGCGGAUAUUUUCUUUAGACGGGGUUAUAGCGGAAUACGACGCCGUUGUGCAGCUAGUUAACUCUGGUCUCUCAAAGUCUGCCGCUCUGGAGCAGAUACACAUUUCUCGGAGUCACUUCUCAAGAAAGCGAUGUAUCGCUGAAGCAGCAAAAGUUGACCUACCAGGUGUCCAACACGCACUGCUGCAACUACGAGACGUCAGACUUCCUAGUGUUUACACCUUCGCAAACGAGAUCUGCAACCAAUCACCCCAGAAUCACCCCAUUCAUCUGAUGUACGUAGACUACGUUGUUGCAGCCAUCAUCAAACUAGCGGUAACUGCUGUGAACAAAGAACAGCUCACGGGUACGGAUGCGACUAUAUCUUGUAUCGUAUCUGGUCUGACCCAAGUACUGGACGAGGUGAAAUGGACUUUAUCUGAUGGUACGGCCAUUAUAUCUGGUCAGGAUGGUUAUACCAUCUUCACUGGUGAAGAUAGUUUCAGUGGUGAUACCCAAAUUACCACUCUAGCAGUCACUGCCGCUCAAACCAAUGUAGAUAACACUUACGAGUGUCUUAUCUCGUCUACUGAACUUGCUGAAACGGACAAAACUGUCAUUUCAACACCCAAGUCUGUCACCACUGAUACCGCACAGACGUUAACUUGUACUAUCGGAGAUCUAAACGCCAAUGAAGCUGUUACAGUGACUUGGAAGGAACCUGGUGAUGGAGCAGAAAUUAUAAACUCAGAUAAUACCAACUACGUAUCGAUUCCAGGAACAGUUGCUGUUGAUGGCAGUACUGGUAUUCAGAACGCACAACUAACCAUCAAACAAGCCAAAAUGGCAGCUUAUGCCGAGGAAACAUCCUUCACUUACAAGUGCUCUGUGACGUCAUCUCAGUAUUCAGACUCCCCUUCAUCUGCCUACCAAGAUGUUGUGGCUAACGUCGUCGUUGAAAAAGAAAUAGCGGUACAACCCGUACACAAAGAACAGCUCAAAGGCACUCAGGCGAUGGUAUCUUGUGUGAUUACUGGCUUGACAGAGGCACUGGAUAAGGUGGAGUGGAGGAAGAAAGUUGAUGAUUCGAUUAUACAAGUUGACAACGGAGAUGGCUUUAGCAUUGACACUGGUACUUACGACACUGGUACCCAGACUACCACUUUGACUGUCCCUGAUAGUCAGACCAACGAAGAUAAAAUUUACAAGUGUAUAAUCACGCCCAAAGGUGCAGAUGGUGCUACUGAGAUGAUUACAGAAGUCAAUCUAAACGUUUUCACUCUCAGUUCAACAACAAAGUCUGUCACCACUGAUGCCGACCAGACCUUAACUUGUACUAUCGAAGAUCUAGACGCCAAUCAAGCUGCUGUUGCAGUGACUUGGAAGGAUCCUAAUGAAGCAGAAGUUGCAGACUCAGAUACUACCAACUACGUAUUGAUUCCAGGAACAGUUGAUGGCGAGGGUAUUCAGAACGCACAACUAACCAUCAAACAAGCCAAAAUGGCAGCUUAUGCCGAGGAAACAUCCUUCACUUACAAGUGCUCUGUGACGUCAUCUCAGUAUUCAGACUCCCCUUCAUCUGCCUACCAAGAUGUUGUGGCUAACGUCGUCGUUGAAAAAGAAAUAGCGGUACAACCCGUACACAAAGAACAGCUCAAAGGCACUCAGGCGAUGGUAUCUUGUGUGAUUACUGGCUUGACAGAGGCACUGGAUAAGGUGGAGUGGAGGAAGAAAGUUGAUGAUUCGAUUAUACAAGCUGACAACGGAGAUGGCUUUAGCAUUGACACUGGUACUUACGACACUGGUACCCAGACUACCACUUUGACUGUCCCUGAUAGUCAGACCAACGAAGAUAAGAUUUACAAGUGUAUAAUCACGCCCAAAGGUGCAGAUGGUGCUACUGAGAUGAUUACAGAAGUCAAUCUAAACGUUUUCACUCUCAGUUCAACAACAAAGUCUGUCACCACUGAUGCCGACCAGACCUUAACUUGUACUAUCGAAGAUCUAGACGCCAAUCAAGCUGCUGUUGCAGUGACUUGGAAGGAUCCUAAUGAAGCAGAAGUUGCAGACUCAGAUACUACCAACUACGUAUUGAUUCCAGGAACAGUUGAUGGCGAGGGUAUUCAGAACGCACAACUAACCAUCAAACAAGCCAAAAUGGCAGCUUAUGCCGAGGAAACAUCCUUCACUUACAAGUGCUCUGUGACGUCAUCUCAGUAUUCAGACUCCCCUUCAUCUGCCUACCAAGAUGUUGUGGCUAACGUCGUCGUUGAAAAAGAAAUAGCGGUACAACCCGUACACAAAGAACAGCUCAAAGGCACUCAGGCGAUGGUAUCUUGUGUGAUUACUGGCUUGACAGAGGCACUGGAUAAGGUGGAGUGGAGGAAGAAAGUUGAUGAUUCGAUUAUACAAGCUGACAACGGAGAUGGCUUUAGCAUUGACACUGGUACUUACGACACUGGUACCCAGACUACCACUUUGACUGUCCCUGAUAGUCAGACCAACGAAGAUAAGAUUUACAAGUGUAUAAUCACGCCCAAAGGUGCAGAUGGUGCUACUGAGAUGAUUACAGAAGUCAAUCUAAACGUUUUCACUCUCAGUUCAACAACAAAGUCUGUCACCACUGAUGCCGACCAGACCUUAACUUGUACUAUCGAAGAUCUAGACGCCAAUCAAGCUGCUGUUGCAGUGACUUGGAAGGAUCCUAAUGAAGCAGAAGUUGCAGACUCAGAUACUACCAACUACGUAUUGAUUCCAGGAACAGUUGAUGGCGAGGGUAUUCAGAACGCACAACUAACCAUCAAACAAGCCAAAAUGGCAGCUUAUGCCGAGGAAACAUCCUUCACUUACAAGUGCUCUGUGACGUCAUCUCAGUAUUCAGACUCCCCUUCAUCUGCCUACCAAGAUGUUGUGGCUAACGUCGUCGUUGAAAAAGAAAUAGCGGUACAACCCGUACACAAAGAACAGCUCAAAGGCACUCAGGCGAUGGUAUCUUGUGUGAUUACUGGCUUGACAGAGGCACUGGAUAAGGUGGAGUGGAGGAAGAAAGUUGAUGAUUCGAUUAUACAAGCUGACAACGGAGAUGGCUUUAGCAUUGACACUGGUACUUACGACACUGGUACCCAGACUACCACUUUGACUGUCCCUGAUAGUCAGACCAACGAAGAUAAGAUUUACAAGUGUAUAAUCACGCCCAAAGGUGCAGAUGGUGCUACUGAGAUGAUUACAGAAGUCAAUCUAAACGUUUUCACUCUCAGUUCAACAACAAAGUCUGUCACCACUGAUGCCGACCAGACCUUAACUUGUACUAUCGAAGAUCUAGACGCCAAUCAAGCUGCUGUUGCAGUGACUUGGAAGGAUCCUAAUGAAGCAGAAGUUGCAGACUCAGAUACUACCAACUACGUAUUGAUUCCAGGAACAGUUGAUGGCGAGGGUAUUCAAAACGCACAACUAACCAUCAAACAAGCCAAAAUGGCAGCUUAUGCCGAGGAAACAUCCUUCACUUACAAGUGCUCUGUGACGUCAUCUCAGUAUUCAGACUCCCCUUCAUCUGCCUACCAAGAUGUUGUGGCUAACGUCGUCGUUGAAAAAGAAAUAGCGGUACAACCCGUACACAAAGAACAGCUCAAAGGCACUCAGGCGAUGGUAUCUUGUGUGAUUACUGGCUUGACAGAGGCACUGGAUAAGGUGGAGUGGAGGAAGAAAGUUGAUGAUUCGAUUAUACAAGCUGACAACGGAGAUGGCUUUAGCAUUGACACUGGUACUUACGACACUGGUACCCAGACUACCACUUUGACUGUCCCUGAUAGUCAGACCAACGAAGAUAAGAUUUACAAGUGUAUAAUCACGCCCAAAGGUGCAGAUGGUGCUACUGAGAUGAUUACAGAAGUCAAUCUAAACGUUUUCACUCUCAGUUCAACAACAAAGUCUGUCACCACUGAUGCCGACCAGACCUUAACUUGUACUAUCGAAGAUCUAGACGCCAAUCAAGCUGCUGUUGCAGUGACUUGGAAGGAUCCUAAUGAAGCAGAAGUUGCAGACUCAGAUACUACCAACUACGUAUUGAUUCCAGGAACAGUUGAUGGCGAGGGUAUUCAGAACGCACAACUAACCAUCAAACAAGCCAAAAUGGCAGCUUAUGCCGAGGAAACAUCCUUCACUUACAAGUGCUCUGUGACGUCAUCUCAGUAUUCAGACUCCCCUUCAUCUGCCUACCAAGAUGUUGUGGCUAACGUCGUCGUUGAAAAAGAAAUAGCGGUACAACCCGUACACAAAGAACAGCUCAAAGGCACUCAGGCGAUGGUAUCUUGUGUGAUUACUGGCUUGACAGAGGCACUGGAUAAGGUGGAGUGGAGGAAGAAAGUUGAUGAUUCGAUUAUACAAGCUGACAACGGAGAUGGCUUUAGCAUUGACACUGGUACUUACGACACUGGUACCCAGACUACCACUUUGACUGUCCCUGAUAGUCAGACCAACGAAGAUAAGAUUUACAAGUGUAUAAUCACGCCCAAAGGUGCAGAUGGUGCUACUGAGAUGAUUACAGAAGUCAAUCUAAACGUUUUCACUCUCAGUUCAACAACAAAGUCUGUCACCACUGAUGCCGACCAGACCUUAACUUGUACUAUCGAAGAUCUAGACGCCAAUCAAGCUGCUGUUGCAGUGACUUGGAAGGAUCCUAAUGAAGCAGAAGUUGCAGACUCAGAUACUACCAACUACGUAUUGAUUCCAGGAACAGUUGAUGGCGAGGGUAUUCAGAACGCACAACUAACCAUCAAACAAGCCAAAAUGGCAGCUUAUGCCGAGGAAACAUCCUUCACUUACAAGUGCUCUGUGACGUCAUCUCAGUAUUCAGACUCCCCUUCAUCUGCCUACCAAGAUGUUGUGGCUAACGUCGUCGUUGAAAAAGAAAUAGGUGCCUUCUUUUAA